CUUGUUGUUGUGGCUGUCCGUGAGGCUGGGGUUUCAAUGGCUUUUCUGUCCUUUUGGGCGUGAUCAUCAGCACAGGAGCCCAACCGGAAACGACAAGAGCAACUAAGAGACGGUUGGGAGAAGCUUGCGUGUAGAAAUUCCACAGUUUCUUCAGAUUACGUGGGUUUGUGUGGUGUUUGCGGUUACGGGAGUGUUGUGGCAUGCAGUCGGGAGGCCAGGUCCCAGUGCCCCGCCACCACGCGAACGUGCUCUGGGUCUGAAAAUUAAAAAUAUCAGCCGGUCUUUCGCUGUCUAGUUCGGGCAGUUUCACCGUUCCUCAAGUGUAACUAAUUGUGAACUUGGCCUCGAUUGGAGAACGGUAUUAAACCCUUCAGCGAGCUGGGGGCCUGAGUCCAACAACAGAAGGCGGUAUUCCUUUGGUCUUGGACUGCUAUCUCCCAGAGUGAAGGCGUGACAAAAAUUGGUCCUGGUGGGAGACCGGAUCCCAGCGGUCCUGGACACAGGAUGUGCCACAGUCAUCCUAGUGAAUAGCUUUUAACCAAGCAUAGGAGAGGGGAGGCUACAAAAUCCAGUGCCAGAAAAAAGCCAAGAACUUACCGCACACACUACCCCAAGCUUCUGGACCAAACUUUCAGAGUGCCAUCUGGAUAACAUUCCCAGGCUUGCUGCAAUCAUGGAGGCUGAAGUUAGAUUAUGCUGGAUGCUGCUUGUCUUAGGAGUUCUUACUUCUGUACUUCCAACUGCUGCUCAGCAAGACUGUGCACUCAGGAAUAGCCAAGCUGGCCCAACUACUUUUGCAUAUGUGGAUGAAAACAGUCCAAAUGGUACUGUGCUGGUCCCUUACAUGGACAUUGUUGGUGAGACGUCAGGGGAAAAUGCCACUAUAACACUGUCACUCAAGAACACACCAGACUCUCAUUGGGUCAUUCUGGAUCCCAUUAACCAGACAUUGUACCUGAAUGUUACGGGAAACAACACAUUGGACAGGGAUGGCACAGCUGGUAAUAAUGGCAUCACAUCACUGAGGGUCACAGUGGUCUGUGUCAGCAACACGUGGGGAACAAUUGAACACCCAGUAACAGUUGUGGUGACAGAUUUGAACGACAACGCUCCCCAGUUCCAUCCUGACUCUUACUUUGUGGAGGUGAAUGAGCUAACUCCAGUAGGGAUCACCAUCCUGGAUGGCUUCUCUGUAACCGACUUGGACGGUACCAACGAGAUCAAGUUCAAGAUUGUUGAGAAUGAAGAUGAUCCUGUUGCAGAUGAGUUCUUCAACAUUCCACUACCAAAGACUGGGGCAAUUGUUGUUUCUAGACAACUGGAUUAUGACAGUAUGGCGCCACCCAGACAAUAUCGUCUGAAGGUGGAGGCCUGGGACACAGCAGAUGAACAGGACCCCAGCAAGAACACAGCCCACACCAUUGUGACAGUCAACAUCACGGAUGGAGAUGACCUGGGACCGUUGUUUGAGCCUUGCUGUGACCCUGUCACAUACAUGGCUAAUGUUACAGAGAAAACUGAACCGGCAUUACUAAACCCCAUCCCAGUCAGCCCCAACAGCAUCACAGCAGUAGAUCAGGACAAGAACAUUCAGCCAGAAGAGGAAAGACCCAACAUUGUCUACAGCUUCUUUACAGGAAAUCCAUCAGUUUACAGAGAGUACUUCUCCAUAGACAACUCCACUGGUGAAGUCAGCCUGCAGAGAGCAGUCAACAGAGAGGACUACCAGAUGUUCAGCAUCGUUAUCAAGGCAGAGCAGGACAGAAAUGACCCAAAGCCAGCAUACGCUGACCUCCUGAUCACAGUACUGGACCUGAAUGACCACACCCCACAGUUUGAAGAGCGGGGGUAUGUGGGGUUUGUGGCAGAGAACACUGUAACUGGUACAACUGUGGUGACCACACAGGAUGGGGCAGAACCACUGGAGAUAAGGGCUGUGGAUCUGGAUGGAACAGAAGUGAUGUACACCUUACUGAACCACACUGACAAGUUCCGGCUCAGACCGGUGGGUGAUGUGCAGUACCUAGUCAUCACUCAGAGUCUGGACUGGGAGGAACAGGAUACGUAUGAGUUAUCUGUGAUGGCCAGUGAUGGUGAGUUGACCAACACGACUACAGUGGUGGUGACAGUGGUAGACAGGAAUGACUUCACCCCACAGUUCCACCCUCCUGGUCCCUACAUCACCAGACUCAAGGAUGACGCUCUAACUGGGCAUGUGGUUUAUGAGCUGAAUGUGACAGACAGUGACGGGGGUGCGUACGGAGAAGUUACCUUCAGCAUCCUGCAUGUGACGAACAACGGUCAGAACAAGUUUGCUGUGGACGGGCGGAACGGGACGGUCACCCUGGAGGAGGAGAGUCUGCUGACUGGGGAGGUGUACACUCUCACAGUCAUGGCCGCUGAUGGGGCUCCGCAGGAUGAACGCAAGUCUUCUGUCACUACUCUGGAGGUGAGAGUCAUCCCAGCAAACAACCAGAGCAGGCCGACCUUUGACCCUGCCAGGUACUAUGUCUCCAUCAGUGAGGGAGCUCAGAUUGGCACGUCCCUGACUACAGUUCAUGCAUUUGAUGCUGAGGGGGAACCACUUCACUUUGUGAUUGCUGACGGGAAUCCUAACAACACUUUCAACAUCUCCAGAAAAGUAAAUGCCACAGAGGAAGGACAGAUCAUUUUGAACAGAGAACUUGAUAGAGAAGAUAUCUCAGAAUACACCCUGAUUGUCCUGGUGGAUGAUGGGAAUGAAAAUGGGACAGCGACAGCUACAGUAGAAGUUGUUGUGACAGACAUCAAUGACAACAACCCCAUCUUCAACUCCUCCUUUCCCACCGAGUUUACAAUUCAGGAGGAACAGGACCCAAACCCACCUGUAUACAUCGGAAUGGUGGAGGCCACUGAUGCUGAUAUCGGAGCAAAAGGAGAAGUAGAAUAUCAUCUAGUAUCUUCAAGUUUUGAAAUCACUCCUGAGGGAGCUAUUUACGCCACCCAAAAGCUGGACAGGGAGGAACAAGACCAGUACAUCCUAGUGGUCACUGCAAAUGACAAAGCACCAGAUGGGAGAAGCUCCUCCAUAACUCUCACUGUAAAUGUGACAGACAUUAACGACAACAGUCCUCAAUUCCCUCAAGAUCUAUAUGAAGUCGUGUUGGACGAAAACGCAAACGUGACCGUUCUUCUAACUCUGCAGGCCACAGAUGCUGACCUGGACCCCAGUCUGACCUACUCCAUAGCUGAUGGAGACACCUCCCUGUUUACUGUUGACUCCACUACCGGGCAACUGUCCAACCUACAGCCUUUAGACUAUGAAGUGGGCCAUGAAUAUACUCUUGUAGUACAGGCAGAUGAUGGUGAAAAUCAAGGCAACACCACAGUCGUAGUGGCCGUGAAUGACUUGAAUGAGUUUGGCCCAUUGUUCAGUCAGGAUGUGUAUUCAGCAGAGGUGCUGGACAAUGCUGUGGUUGGCACCAACAUCACCACUGUAAAUGCCACUGACAAUGAUGUGAAGGGCACCCCAUCCUCCCAGGUCCUGUACAGACUAGCUGAUGAGGACAGCAUGGCUGCAGGCCUGUUCAGGGUGGACAGAGACACAGGUGUGGUCACUACAAGGGUCAACCUCAGGGAGUCACCAGGGGACACAUAUCAGCUGGUAGUAGAGGCCUAUGAUGGAGGUGAUCCUGUCAUGUCAUCACAAGCAACAGUCAGCAUCACGGUGCUCAGCUCUGACACCCGACCCGUCUUUCAGAAAAACCUCUAUGAAGUGCCUUCCCUUAGUGAGAACACCCCAGUAGGAACAGAUGUUGUGUCUGUGUUUGCUGAAGGAGCAGCAACAUACAACAUAGAGAGGGGCAAUAAUGCAGGAAUUUUCCGGAUAGAUUCAGGAGGUGUGGUCUAUGUGAAUAAGACCUUAGAUCAUGAAACAGUCGUGUCCUACAGACUCCUUAUUAGGGCAUACAGUGAUGAACCACUGAGGAAGAGGAGGAGAAGGGCCACAGAGGCAGAUGAUCCUGACUAUGCAGAGAUCCUCAUCACCCUUCAGGAUGAAAAUGACAACCCUCCUGUCUUCACUCAGGAGGAGUAUAUCACAGGAGUCACUGAGAAUAUUGGCACAUUUGCAAGUAUUCUGAAGGUUGAGGCCACAGACUCUGACAGUGGGAACUUCAGUACUGUCCACUACUCACUCAAGCCAUCUGGGGAGGAAGAUUACACAGGCAAUUUUGCCAUUGAAGGGUCAACAGGGGUCAUAAAGGCAGCAGUACCCUUUACUGGGAAGAUGGGGAAAGUACUGACAGUCACUGUAGAGGCAUCUGAUGGCAACAACAUAGCAUCUGCUCAAGUUUUGGUUGCAGUAAUGAGUGAAGACAAUAAAGUCAUCUUGGUGGGGAAUGCACCAGCAACCAUGGUGGACGAAAACCGUGACAAGCUCCUAAGCCUGCUGUCCAACAUCACUGGAGGAGUUGCAGUGAUUGACAACAUCAGCCCCAGUGUGCAAGCAGGCACUGUGGAUGCCACAAAGACGGAGGUGGGGUUCUAUAUAUUAGACAAAGAGACAAAUCAGCCAAUGUCCAAAGAGAGAAUAUUAGAAAUUUUAGCAUCCAAAAUGGAUGAAAUCAACAAGCUGUUUGGCAGCUUCUUUCCUGGAGAUGAGGUGUUGGAGGUCCGUGCCCCCGAGGAGAGACAGGUCAUGACGACCAGUCUGUCGUUCACUGAGGGAGCGCUCAUCGCACUCGGCUGUCUUAUCUUUCUGGCCAGUGUGGUGGGCAUCAUAGUCAUCAUCAUCACAUGGAGACGGCGGAAGAAUGCUCUGAUGCGGAAGAACAGGCUGUUAUACAUUCCCAACUAUAAUGCGUAUGAGGAGCUAGAUGGCACGAACACCAAUGGUGGAGUACCAUAUCUCAGGGCCUACGAGUCACAGGAAGUAGCGAUGGAGAUCCCAGAGGGGACAGACCCCAAUGAGCAGGAUGUAGUGUUCCAGGCUGAGGACGGCAGCUUCUAUGCAAUACAGAUGAGGAACCCAGUGUUUGACAAAGGACCUCUUCUGUACAGCUCUCUUGGUAGUGGGUGGUCUAUGCUUUACGAAGCUGACACUCCGACCAGCAGUGGCACUUACACUUACAACAUUCCCAAGAUCCCCUUCAGAUGUCGCCGUGUCCCCGUAACUGUCGCCCCUCUGAUCAGCUGCCAUCAUGUCCCAAUGGCUUCUUCUGAAAGUGUGGACACCGACUUUGAGAGUGCCAACGUGCCACCUCCCUACCCUCCCGGUCCCCCUCCUGACUUCUUCGACAGAGACAGCAUAAUUGCUAUCGAUGCAGAUGCAUCAAGUAGUGAAGGAGAAGACAGUCCUGUUAGCCUCUUUUCAACCAGUAGCGGACCACUGUUAACGGUGCCACAGAAGUACCAUGUGCCCAUAGGGUGUGUGAGAACGCCGUCUGGAAGUUUCCACAGCCCUCUGAGUGGCCAAACACCAACCAGUGGAAGAACGUCCUUUUCCAGCCACCCAUUGCCAUCAAGUGCCACUUACUCCAAGUUUGGUGGCCCAUCCAUUCCUUCUUUCCCUACCUCUGGGUACACCUCUGUUGGGGGCACCCCGAUCCCUUCUAUCCCCUGUAGCACCGGCACCCCAUUCAGCAGCCCUGCCCGCUCUGGUAUCUCCCAGAAUGCACCACCCCCUAGUACCACUGCCCACCUCCCCAGCAGGAGAGAGUUCAGGACAGCCCGGGGGGUCCCGGUUAGAAUCGUACCUCUCACUCUGGCAUCCCCCGUUCCGAGAAAUGGACGGAAAAGUUCUGAAAGUGGCCGCUCAAUGUCGUCGUCUGCCGGUGACUCGUCAUCUGCAGAGAGUGGCGGAGACUCGCCCAGACAAGGACGGCCGAGGAGAAGAAAAUCUUCCUUCAAAGAGAUUGUAGAUAAAAUAUCCUUUGUGGACAACAGGAGCGAGCAACGCUUGAUCUCAGAAGACGAGCCACAGAUCACACCGUAUGAUGAAGUUGCUGAUGUGGAGGUUGAGUCCACAGCUUUCAGGGGCAGCCAUGAUGUCCAGCUGAACCCAGCAACAAAGUACCAAUCAACCAUGAUGAGCACCUUCAAGGCACCAACAGCUGAGGAUCUGGACAUUGUCCCGUAUGAGGGUCCAACGUCCCAACCUCAACAGAAUAAGCAGUCUACCCCCCCUGCCGGUCAGGGGGGUGACAGACUGAAGGGACGUCAUGAUGCCCAGGGGGUUCCCAUCACUCUGCUGUGAGGAUUAACCUUCAGCCUGCUAUGGUAGCCUUUUGGCACCAAAUUUGUGCUGGUCAACCGGUUAGGCAGUAGGGAGACGUUUUUAAAAAGAGUAGAUUCACAUGAUGUGUCAGUAUGUAUCAAGUGGCUAAAGAUUGACGGAACAAUUUCACAAAACCUUCCAAUAGAACACAAAGAUGCUGUGUGCUCUCAAGCUACAAUUUCAAAGAAAACAAGUGAUUAGUCUGCAUUGUACUGAAAGUGUUGUACCUCAGCUAGUAAUUCUAUAUGUGUAGUAUAAAAAGUGUACAUGACUUGUACAAGUGCUGAAAGAUGUGCCCUGUAUCUUAUUGUACUCCUCUGGUGCCAUCUAGUAUAAUGAUUGCAUAGAGAAAGAUGUAUAUUAGAUGUUACUAUAGGUAAGUUACCGUAGCUAUUGUUGUUAUUUUGAGGUUAAGCAUGGAUAUUGUUCACCGUACUGUGUGUAUGUCCCUGGUGGACAGAAUUUUAUAAUGAGUUGUUUGCAGAGUAUAGACUAUGGUGUGUAUCCAUGUCUCUUAAUUAUUCUAAGGUUUGGGUCCAAAUUGCAUUAUGCGUACCAGUGACACCAAUAUACAUUGUACAGACUGACUUUUUCACUCUGGAGAGGGUGUUCCAAAAUCAAGGCAAACAAUCUCAAUUUUAAGUAAAUUUAUGGAAUCUUACCGUUUGAAAUAUGGACAAUGGUAUAGAAUAACUUUGAAGCAGUUAAGCUGACAGAGCUAAUGGAACACCUUGAAGUUCAUGAAAUCACUGCAACAUGAGAGAAUGUGAUUGUAAAACUGUAAAAAAAAAAUGUUCUAAAAUGAACCAUGUAACAGUAAAUUAGAAUACCCAGCUAGGAGUCUCCAGACUACAAGUAUGAUACAGUAUCACAGUUGUCCUAUGGAACCAGCAUUUUCCAUCAAAAUAGCCUUCUGGGCUCCCUAAAAAUUCCAAUUCUUUUCAUGAAAAUUUUCUUCUCACAAAAGAUGGAUUUAUGAAGUAAGGCCUGUGCAUUUGCCAAAAGCUGUAAGUAUAUUAAAGUCUGUGAUACAUGUAUUUGGAGUGUGUGAGUAUAUUGUGAAUGUUCUAGUAUCUUGUUGCCAUUAUGUGACCAAAGAGGUAUGCAAUAGUCACAAUGUGGAGGUAAUAUUGUAAUUGAAUUGAGCAAGACUGAAUAAUGUGCACGUCUGUUUAGUGUUCUUGUAGACAUGUUUACAUAUUGUAGUAAAACUGAGUUAGUACAUCAAUCUGCAAGAGGGUUUUUUUUCUCCU
Branchiostoma belcheri (Belcher's lancelet) is the source of this 7509-nucleotide messenger RNA. RefSeq names its product protocadherin-15-like. Lineage: Eukaryota; Metazoa; Chordata; Leptocardii; Amphioxiformes; Branchiostomatidae. Gene Ontology annotation, biological process: homophilic cell-cell adhesion; sensory perception of sound; inner ear development. The record is from RefSeq and is a predicted model, not a curated record. The coding region runs from base 674 to 6235 and encodes 1853 amino acids. Gene Ontology annotation, molecular function: calcium ion binding; cadherin binding. The transcript has 40 exons. Gene Ontology annotation, cellular component: catenin complex; stereocilium; plasma membrane.